Messenger RNA from Xyrichtys novacula (pearly razorfish), 6125 nucleotides. NCBI's taxonomy places the organism in Eukaryota, Metazoa, Chordata, Actinopteri, Labriformes, Labridae. The record is from the annotation of a GenBank genome assembly.
CCUCAAGCAGGGGCCGCGCUUAAGUGCGCGUUCACGUGUGGUUUCCAGUGUGUGAGCGAGAUCGACAAUUCAUCAUCACAGUCCAUUCAAUUUCCGCCUAGACGCUGACCUAUUCAGAGCAACAGCAAUGGUAGGUGAAACGUCGUUUUUAUCCUUCUUUACGCACUCUUCAUAGUUAGAAUUGUGUGUUGAGUCUUAAUAAUAGGAAGUUUGUGGUUAUAUUGAGGUAAUUUUAGGAAUGUUUAUCAGUCUAGCAUCAAACGUAGAAAGCCGGUUGUGUGCCGCAGGAGCUGCUGGUAGCGCCCCGGCUAAACAGCUCGGUGGACAACAAACGAUGCCUUCAUAGAAACGGCAGAAAACGUUUGUAACGGUCAGCGAAAAUUACCGAGCUGUAGCUAUGAAAAUAUUACUCAAAUAGGGCAAAAAAAACAUCGAAGGCCCAAUACAACUGGCGCCAUUUCGUUCUUGUGUCCGUGUUUCGGUGACACACACACAAAAAAAGCUGAAAGCGGUUUGUCUGAUAUCCGCACAGCGUUGUCAUGGCGCCGCUCUCUCUCUCUCACAGCUCUCACUGCAUCAUGUUUCCGUCAUUCCUCCUCUUCACGACGGCGAAAAAACGGCGCAGCGCUGGCAGGUGCAGCAGCAGCGCUCCGGGCUAACCAGCUAACGGUAUUGUUGGCUGAUGUAGUCGCUUAGCAAAGACUGAAAAUGACAUCCCAUUAUGGCUGGCGCUAGCUGUGAUUUACUUGUUCUUUGUCUGUAAGCUGCUCCCUUGCUAACACUGUCUCAGACGCUGUUUGACUACGUGCUUAAAACUGGGUCACUUCUUUCCCAUAAUAAAAGUACACGGUGAAUGUGAAGGUUUAUAAUUCAUCUACUCGGUGAGACUAAAUGUGUGAAUUUCUGUCAAACGGCCCCUCUGAGCAGAGCUUUGCCUUAUAUAGCAAGCUAGCGGACACAUGUGCGUGUGCUGCAUUCAUGGCCCCACCCUGAAUUUGGUGCAAAGACUGAUACGUUUGCCACCCAAUUAAAACGGUUCUGCAAUUAGGAUGUAUUCACUGCUGAGUCCCCGUAUACAAAUAUCUCAAUGUGCGCAUUAGGGUUCUGUAAAUAUUUGACGAUUUUUUUUAACAUUAUGUAACCCUAUUUGUUAGAUCCGCUAGCUGAAGCUAACGGGCCUCUCUCUCUCUCUCUGUGUGUGUCUGUCUGUGGAGCUCCGUGAUCCUUACUGCGCAUCGUGUUAGCUGCGCAUCUAUUUCUUUCAUACACACAACACGCCCCUGACGCCAUUAAAUCCAUAAAUUACACUUAAAAUGGAAAAAUAAACAGAUUCACGAUAACUCUCUUCUUUUAUAUGGGAUAGUUAUUGAAUAUAAAACGCAUAUGUAUGCCACAUGUGGAAGAAAAGCGUCUCAUUUUGGUAUAUAAAUGUUUAUUUCUGUAAAAGUAAAGAUUUAUUUAAAUUUAUUUUUCUUUAACAAAAUAAAGUUGGUAUUUUAGUGUGGUGUUUUUUGCUGUUAUCACCCAGUCUACACCAUUUAAUGCUAAUUUCACAGUUUGUUUGCAAAUGAAACAUGUAGACUAACUUGUGACUGAGAUUUACCUGUGUGAUGUAAGUGUGAGGCUUGUACCAUUGACUUUUACUCUCUGUGUAAAGAAAUAAUGGUCUUGGAAUGUGAUUCUAUUCGAAAUGAGUCACUUGAACUUUGACUUCUGUAAAGAGAAGUCAAAGAUUAGAUAAGGUCAGAGCCCAGACGUCACUGUGCUGAUGCUGCCGGAACAACAGAAUCAUCAAAUUUAAUCCUGUAAAUCGUGACAAAUCAAGGUUUUAAGAGGGAAGGAGUUUAAAUAAACAUUGUUUCAUCGGCUUUGUUGGUGUGUAUUGUCGUAGUGUAAAGUUAUGUGAGAUUAUAUCAGUAUCUCGAUGGAAGAAAGCGGUGAGACAAAUAAGUCUAGCUGAGUGUGAAAAUUCGUGAACAUCAGCACAUAUCCUCGGACAAGACUUAAAUAUUCUUUCCGUUCGUCCUUGUUUUCUUGAUCAGUGGGAUAGAGGAAGUGAGUUACUUAAUAUUCUGGUUAAUUAUUACUCUAAAUUGACUGUUAUCUCACACAGCUCCUCACGCCCUGAGCAAACUUGCUGUUCCUGUCUGAUCUUCUUAUAGUUGGACCUUGUUUCUCUCUUUCCUGCCUUGUUACUUCCUCCUCAUUGUUGUCUCUUUUUUUCCAUUGGCACAUGACGGGGGGGGGGGAUAGCAGUUUUCUCCCAUCUUGUCCUGAGACUGCAAAUUUCAGUGAUGCUUUAAACAGAGUCAGAAGACCUGAUUGAGAGAGCUUAUGGAGCAGCUGUGACUCGGUGACGUGACUUGUAUUCUGUGUCUCUACAGAAGCGCCAUUGUCUGUCACUGAACCCUGCACUGAAAUGCUUAAUUUCUUACCACGCCCUCGACCACACGCUCAUCUUUAUGGCAGACAUGCUUGGCUGCCUCCUCUGCUUAUGAAAGUUUACGUAAUAUUUUUUUAUACCCACUAGCAGAGCUUGGAAUGACCCAUUGUGCAUAGCUGCAGUAAAUGGCACCUGUACACUAAGGUGUGGUUGGCUGAAAAAACUAAAGCUGUCUUGGUCUGAGGCAUAAAACUAAGUUAAAUCACAUCUGUAUAAUAUAUGAUAUGUAAACUUUUAUUGCUACAUGCCACCAACCAGAAACAUUUGCAUUGUAGUUUGUGAUUCAUUCGCUAAAGAACGGUGGAAACUUAGCUGUGGCCAAAAUCUUGAAUGCGUAAACUUUUCCAUUCAAAGUAAGACGCAGGGAUCAAUUAAAGUCUGACCAGAGCGAAACAUUAAACUGAUUAUAGCACCAUCAAAACACCACAUCUUCUGAUUUUUAUGGUAAGAAGUUCCUGAACAAGUUUCAUGAAGCUUGUAAGAAUCUGAAUGUUCACCUAAAGUAUUAUAGUUUACAGAUUGAAAGUCGACUUCGGAAAAGUGAUGUUGUACACAGUUUUUUUCACCUUUUGGGUUUCUUACUCCUGACUGAAAAACUACACUUGAAAGGAAAUCCUAACGAAAUAAUCAGCAAUAAUGUCAUUAGACAAGCUGUGCUGACUUUUCGAUAGUUAUCAGACUGUAUUACACAACUUAACCCUUUUUCAACAAACGCCGACACAUAGCUAACAGUUGUCAUGGCUGCACUUUUGUCUGUUUCCCGUUCUUAUAGACAUCCUUUGCAUUCUUGCUAUGAGUGUGUGUGUGUAUGUGUGUGGGUGUGCAGGCCAUGGUCACAUGCUGACCUCUCGGCCCUUUCCUCAGUUUCAUGAGGUCUGCGUGCGCUGUACUGGCGUCACUGCUUUAGACUUUUUGAACAUGAAAGCUGCUAUUUGAAAUCGUCACUGUGCAGCUAAACUAUUUUUUUACCAUCCUUUCAGUUCCACUUUUCAGUCUCAAGGUAUUAACGGGACGCCGUUUGUCUGAUCAGCAGAGAUCGGUAGUUUGAAAUGUAGAACUAAGAAUCUGCUCUGAUUUCAAUCGCUGCAUUUUGUCAAAAUGGUAGAUGAGAGAUUAACUGAUACAAACUCGAAAGCAUUUUUUAAUUAAAACAUAUAUGUCAAGGUGAUUAAAACUUGUUCGCCUUCAUUCUCACAUGUCGUUUAGAAAAAAGGGGCAGAGCAGAAAUAGCAGAUGUGAAGUUGACACCUGAAAACCAUGAAACUCUUGACUUAACGGAUUGUUUGUCUCCACAGGCCUCCGGUGUGAAAGUCACAGAUGACGUUAUCGCCGUCUUCAACAACAUGAAGGUGCGUAAGGCUCAAGCAAAUGAGGAUGAAAAGAGGAAGAGGAAGAAGGCUAUUCUGUUCUGCAUGAGCAAGGACCUCAAAAACAUUGUUCUGGAUGACGGCAAAGAGAUCCUCCUGGGUGACUUGGGAACCACCGUCCAGGAUCCGUACCAGCACUUUGUGAAGAUGCUGCCCCCAGAUGACUGCCGCUACGCCCUGUACGACGCAACCUAUGAGACCAAAGAAACAAAGAAGGAGGAUUUGGUCUUUAUUUUCUGGUGAGGAUAGACACGAUCUCAGACUUCAGGAGUUUGUAUCGACCAUUAAGAAGAGAUUUGGCUAAAACAUUUCUUCCCACUCUUCUAGGGCUCCAGACAGCGCUCCCCUGAAGAGCAAGAUGAUCUAUGCCAGCUCAAAAGAUGCUAUCAAGAAAAAGUUUGAAGGUAAUCACCAGUCAGGUUUUUGUUUAUUGAUUGAUUAAAGUUGGGAGAUUCUCAAAGCCACAGGUGUAAGAAAAAGUUGUGUAAAAUCAACCACAGUCAAACCACACAAAGCAAACAACCCGCAGAAACGAUAAACAUGAACAACAAAAUCAUAAAAACAUGGUGAAACUGAUUAUAUUUCACUUAAUGCUCAGCUGAAAGGACAUAUACUUACUUUUCUCAACACAAGUAGGAAUUCCAAGAAAGCUGUUUUAUUUCUCCUCAUAGUGAAUUCAUAGAAGAUUGUUUCACUUGUACAUUGCGCACAAAGUUUGAAUUAAUAUCGCUUCACCCUUCAUAUCCUAAAAUACAAUUUAGAUUAGAUUUCAUCGAUAGAUCAUUUACUCUGAAGUCAUUACAGGCUCGUAAAAACCUAUCAAAGGAUUUUAUUUGGACUGAAAGAUUUGAGAUUAUGCAAUCCUUUGAAAAGUUAGUUUGGUGCAGUUAAACAGUCGCCACAGUGCUCUCGCCUGUCUCACAAAGAGGCUUUAAUCCAUUUUUGGGAUUAGAUAGUAGCGAUCUUGCUGUCUUCUACCUGAGCUUCAACUAUCACAUCAAUAAUUUCAUUUAAACACUAAGUUAGUGAAAGUAUCUUGACUUUUGAUUAUAUGUAGCAGACAGAUCACAUGGGAUCCCAGUUGCCAGUAAUCAUUCCAGGCAGAUAAUCAGAACCAUUUUCUUGUGCACAGCUUCGUAUGAACACGUUUUGGUUAAUAUACACUCUUCUCAAAACCCUCUUAAGGAAAAGUUAGCAGUAUGAUCCGUUUACUACAAUUGUUUUCAGUGAAGUGAUCAAACAGCAUUUAUUUCUUUUCUUAAAAUCUGCUUCAACAUGCAUUUUUUUGUCUAAUUUCAGGUAUUAAGCACGAGUGGCAGGUGAAUGGUUUUGAGGACCUCAAAGACCGGCACACCCUGGCAGAAAAGCUGGGCGGCUCGUCAGUAAUCAGCCUGGAAGGAUCCCCUAUAUAAAUAUUGCCCCCGCACUCCCUCUCUGGCUUCGAUGGAGGCCUUUCAGACACAUCUGUUGGGUUUAGCUGUUCAUUCCAGUGUGGUUCGGAGAAGGGCAAAAGCAGAACCAGCACUAUUUUAGGGACCCUCGGGGUGGGAUAAUGUGGGUGGGUUUGGGGUGAAGUGACAGACAAAAAAAGAAAAAAAAAAGAAAUUCCACAAAUGCAGACUGUCAUUCCAGUUCAUGCAACUUAAAAAAAAUUUGAGCAAAACAAAUACUAUGAAAAAAUUAAAGAUACAACUGAGGAAGGAUGAUGAAGAUAAACUUAAAACAUUUAUUGUUCAUGUUUAAGGACAGGGUUUUGUUUUCUCUGGGUUCCAUUUGAAUGAUUGCAGAGAAAGGGACAGGCAUCAAAAUUUAGUCUCCCACCAGUAAAUUUGACACAAACAUUCGUUCCAACUACAUUUUUUUGCCAAACUUCUACAAACUUCGUUUUGUAAGUGUGUGUAGUUGAGACUAGGUGUAGUAUGGACUAAUUCCUUAUUGAUUGCACAAUGUGUAUCAAACCUGCUCGGGGGAACACGGUUAGAUAUAUAUAUUUUUUUCUUUUUUUUGUUUUUGUUAUUCCAUUGUUCUUUUCUUUUGAACAUGCAAAUUCCAAAACUUGAGUGAUUCCUUUUUAUUUCCAGUUCUGGUUCAGAAAAACCAUGGCAUUUGAUGUAGUAACAGACAACAUUCCUUGUACUUGUUAAAACCAGGAUCCUCUUGAUUUAAAUCUUUGGUGUUAUGAAGGUCUGAUGGGGAGCGAUGUGUAUAUGAAAGACCAGCGGUCAGAGUUUAGACUGAAUAUUGAAUGGUGGAUGUUUUGUAUCGUCUCCUUAUCUCUAAUAAAAAAAAGCACUAAACUACUGACUUGUUCUGCA